GAUUCGCUGGUGGUCACCCACCCAACUACUAACCUCCCGGCGUGUGGCUUGAGUACGGCUGAGCGGACGGGAAGCCCUAUUUUCCACACCCUGUGGUCGUAUGUGCUUGAUGAAGUGGUGGAGCAGUAUAUAUGCAUGCCAAAAGAUGAGGCCAUCCUACAGGAGGCGGGGGAGCACUCCAGGCUGAGAUACACUGGGUCAGAUCUCACCCGAUCCGUAUGCUAG
Aspergillus aculeatinus CBS 121060 is the source of this 225-nucleotide messenger RNA. Lineage: Eukaryota; Fungi; Ascomycota; Eurotiomycetes; Eurotiales; Aspergillaceae. The record is from RefSeq and is a predicted model, not a curated record.